Molecule: messenger RNA, 1942 nt
Organism: Eucalyptus grandis
Lineage: Eukaryota; Viridiplantae; Streptophyta; Magnoliopsida; Myrtales; Myrtaceae
Product: alpha-galactosidase 3
Exons: 15
Coding region: 561-1730 (389 amino acids)
Biological process (GO): carbohydrate metabolic process
Molecular function (GO): hydrolase activity, hydrolyzing O-glycosyl compounds
Source: RefSeq, a predicted model, not a curated record
ACGUGUCUGCUCUCUGUCAUCUUCUUCAGCCUCGCGACUCUGUGCAAAGCAUAUUCUUUGCUUCUUCUUCAUUCAUCCUUCUUCUUCUUCUUCCUCCUACUUCCAUAUCGCAGAGCUCUGGGGAGCCUAAAGAUGGCGCAAAAUCGCAUUUUUUCACCACGAAUCCUUCUGUUUUCUGUGUUAAUUUGGGCUUUGAAUGCGGCUUCCGCCGAAAUGGUGGUGCGCCUAUCGCCAAGAAACGGGAAACCCUGUUUUAGCAGCACGUUCAGUCGCAUUUUCGAGGCUUCAAAAAACGGAAUUUUUCAACUGGACAAUGGCUUGGCUGAGACUCCGCAAAUGGGAUGGAAUAGCUGGAACUUCUUUGCCUGCAAUAUCAAUGAAACUGUAAUCAAAGAAACAGGUACUUCUUCCCCCUCUUUGGGAAAUAUCGACCAGUUCCUGUAUUAGUUUCAUCCUUUUCCUGGAAUUGAUGAGCGAUGCAUGAAUGUGCUUCUUGAAGUAGGGUAGUGAAUUAGCAAGAUCAUGUCAAGUGAUUAUGCUACACAGUGCAUGCCUAAAUUAUGGACAAUCCUCAGCACAAUCGAUGCCUGGUAUUUAAAAUUAUAAGGAUGCAUUGCUGUCUCGCUAAUAUCCACAUCAAGUGUGUUGUGCACAACGACACUAACUUGUCCCAAAAAGGGGAUAUGACAAAGAUUAAGUCUUCUGAUGCACUCAUUUCAACGGGGUUGGCUGCUUUAGGCUAUGUAUAUGUUAAUAUAGAUGAUUGCUGGUCCGCUGCAGAGCGAAAUCCGGAGGGUCAACUGGUCCCUGAUCCAAAAACUUUCCCAUCAGGGAUUAAAGCGCUUGCUGAUUAUGUACAUGACAAAGGCCUCAAGCUCGGUAUUUAUUCUGAUGCUGGGAUUUUUACUUGUCAAGUUCGACCUGGAUCAUUGUACCAUGAAAAAGAGGAUGCAGAGCUCUUUGCUUCUUGGGGUGUGGAUUAUUUGAAGUAUGACAACUGUUACAAUCUGGGAAUCAAACCAGAAGAAAGAUAUCCACCAAUGCGUGAUGCUCUAAAUGCAACGGGAAGGACGAUUUUCUACUCCCUCUGUGAAUGGGGUGUUGAUGAUCCUGCCUUAUGGGCAGGCAAAGUUGGGAACAGUUGGCGCACAACAGAUGACAUAAAUGACUCUUGGGUAAGUAUGACCACUAUUGCAGAUUUGAAUAAUAAGUGGGCAGCCUAUGCAGGACCUGGUGGAUGGAAUGAUCCUGAUAUGCUCGAAGUUGGCAAUGGAGGAAUGACUUACCAGGAAUACCGUGCUCAUUUUAGCAUCUGGGCUCUAAUGAAGGCCCCUCUUUUAAUUGGUUGCGAUGUGAGAAACAUGACUGCAGAAACAUUAGAGCUUUUAAGCAAUGCAGAAGUCAUUGCCGUAAACCAAGAUUCACUUGGUGUCCAGGGAAGGAGGGUUCACUCUUCUGGUACAGAUGGUUGCAAGCAGGUUUGGGCAGGACCAUUGUCGGGACACAACUUGGUUGUUGCCCUGUGGAACCGAUGCUCAAAAGCUGCAACCGUCACUGCUAAUUGGGAAGCAAUUGGGCUUGAAUCCAGCACUGGUGUCUCUGUUCGAGAUUUGUGGCAGCACGAACAAGUUGCAGAUGAUGCAGUAUCGUCGUUCAGUUCUCGAGUCGACGCACAUGAUUGCCACAUGUAUAAAUUCACGCCUAAUACGGUAUCUCAUUGGGAGAUCUAGUUCACCACCCAUAGGUGUGGUUUUGCAUUGGGGCGGUACUACUUGAUUACGGUUCUGCAGCUCAUUUGAAACUCUCAAAGAAUGAUGUUAUAAGGUGUUGAUUUAUAUGAGAGAACUGGCCAAAGUUUCAGCUUUUGGUUAUUCAUUGUAUAACCUUGGGAAAUGCAGAGAAAAACCGUUCCAUGUGUGAAUUUAAUUCUACCUUUCUCAAA